CGCAGCUGCAUGCCUGAAGCAGCUGAAAACUACAACUCCCAGAAUUCCUUUCACAGGAAUAAACACGAAGAAGCGAGUGCAGCCCCAGGAGCAGUGGUAUGACAUCACACGAGACAACAAGAAGGAAGCCCUGACUCUAGACUUGAACUGCCUGACAUCAUUCUCAAAACAGUCCAAUCACGUGCCAGAAGACGAUGCCUGACCGCUGUGUGGCAUAUGGGUGUGGCAAGUCGUGGGACGAUGGUGUUACUCUGUACAAUUUCCCCAACAAUGACACAGAGGAGUUUCACAAAUGGGAGAAGCAGGUCCAGCGGACACGGAGCAACUGGACCGCCUCGCCGAACUCCCAGCUUUGCUGUGAACACUUCGGUAAGGAGUGUUUUGAAAACAAGCCCUACCCCGUCCUCAAGGCUCUCGCUGCCAAAGGACAGCUGAAGCUGAAGUAUGGGGCUGUCCCCACAGUGUUCAUACGGCCCCCCUGCACCUCCUGUGAGGGCUUCGGCUGCAGCGUGUGCACCCCCAAAGCUCAGAGACGUGGCGUCCCUGUAGAACCACAGGAAUAUGACACUGAGGAUGUUGAGGGGGGCCCUCUGCAGUCGGAUGACACUGACGCAGAGGAUGACGAUGAAGAUGACGACGAAGAUGAAGAUGAUGAAGAUGAGAUGGAUGAUUCUUUUGGAGAUUACUACUCUGCUCUCACUAUAGAUGACGGACCGGUGGUGUGUGAGAUGUGUGGCUUCAGCGGGACCAGAGACACCUUCUAUUCCAAGACCAAGCGUUUCUGCAGCGUCUCCUGCUCCAGAGCCUACUCCUCCAACUGCAAGAAGUCCUCUAUCCUGGCACGACUUCAGGGAAAGCCUCCCACCAAGAAGGCCAAGGUGCUGAUUAAGACUGCCUGGUCCACCCAGAUGGGGAACAUGAUUGCUUCUCUGGGAAGCAGUCAGGACAACAGCUCCAGCUCUACUGGACAGGAUGCUGCAGCAACAGGAAACUUUGACUGGGGUGCUUACCUGGAGAAGGCAGGCUCUCUUGCUGCUUCAGUGGCCUGCUUCAGACAUGCGCCGCUCUGUGCCCAGUGGGAUGACAUCACAGUGAGGUUAAAGGUAGAGGUCCUGAACACUAGUGCCAUCCUGCCCAGUAAAGUGUAUUGGAUCGCCAGCAUCAUCCAACUUGCAGGCUAUAAAGCUCGGUUGAGGUACGAGGGCUUUGAGGAGGACAGCAGCCAGGACUUCUGGUGCAGCCUGGGUUCUGGAGACAUGUACCCCAUCGGAUGGUGUGCCAUGACCGGCAAGCUGCUGGUGCCACCACAGGCUGUGCACCAGAACAUCUCUGACUGGAAGGAGUACCUGAUGAACCGACUGGUUGGAGCCAGAACUUUGCCUGUGGACUUCUAUAUGAAGCUGGCAGAGAGUAUGAAGUGUCCGUUCCGUACUGGCAUGCGUGUGGAGGUGGUGGACCGCACUCUGGUGAGCCGGACACGGCUGGCAGUGGUGGACACUGUAACCGGAGGCCGCCUAAGACUGGUCUAUGAGGACGGGGAACAGGAGGCCAAAGGGGAGCCCCUCUCUGACGUCUGGUGCCACAUGUGGAGUCCCCUUCUGCACCCAGUGGGCUGGUCCAGCAAAGUGGGCCACGUCAUCAAACCGACUGAUGUUGACCACCCAACAUUCCGUAAGGUGUACUGUGACAGCGUCCCCAUGCUGUUUAAGAAGCCCAGGACUGUGUACAUGGAAGGAGGCUUCUUUGAGGUGGGAAUGAAGCUGGAGGCCAUCGACCCUGUAAACCUGGGCAACAUCUGUGUGGCCACUAUACACAAGGUGCUGUUGGAUGGCUACCUGAUGGUGGGCAUUGAUGGCACAGAUGGGUCGGGUGAUGGGUCUGACUGGUUCUGCUACCAUGCUUCCUCCCAUGCCAUCCUACCCAAGGGAUACUGCCAGAAGCACAACAUACAGCUCACACCACCCCCUGGCUAUGACUGGAAAACCUUCUCCUGGGCAAAAUACCUUGAGGAGAAGGGAGCCAGAACAGCGCCAGCACAGCUCUUCAACACGGACGGCUCAGGUCACGGCUUCACUCAGAAAAUGAAGUUGGAAGCUGUGGACCUGAUGGAGCCGUGGCUGGUGUGCGUGGCCACCGUGAGGCGCUGUGUGGGCCGGCUGCUGCUGCUGCACUUUGAUGGCUGGGAGCCAGACUUUGACCAGUGGGUGGACGUUCAGUCACCAGACAUCUACCCUGUGGGCUGGUGCGAGGUCACGGGAUACCAGCUCCAGCCACCCAUUGGACCAGAUCCUGUUGCAAGUCGCAAGAAACACAAGCCUAUGGGGAAAAAGAAGAAAAGGAUGGUGAAGAAGAAACUGGCAAACCUCAUCUCCAAGAACCGCCCCCCAAGACGUCCGAGCCAACAGUCUGAACCUGAGGCCGGAACCCCACAACAGUCUGAACCUGAGGCCGGAACCCCACAACAGUCUGAACCUGAGGCCGGAACCCCACAACAGUCUGAACCUGAGGCCGGAACCCCACAACAGUCUGAACCUGAGGCCGGAACCCCACAACAGUCAGACCACACAUCUCUCACACAGCAGAUUAAGGCUGAACCUGAGGAGCAGGAGAUCAUAGCAGUGAAGGUGGAGGAGGUGGAGACCCCCAUCGCACCGACCCUGCCAGAGGCCCCGGUCCCUCCAUCCUCCCUGGGGGGGGUCAAGCAGGAGCCACAGGGAGAGGACCAGCAGAAAGCGGAAGCAACAGACAGAGGUGGAACCGAUGGAACGUUGAGACUCACUGAAAUUGAUAUACCCUAAUACAAUUAUCCAAACUGACAGUAGAUUAAUGUCUGUGGUUAACUUCAUUCUACACCAUCACAGCCUUAAAUCACUACACUACUGAUCGCUGUGGAGCACCUGAACCUGAAGAUCAGAUGAGUCUGUUGAGCUGAGCUGGUCCCACUUCUGAACAUUCUCAGCUCUGGAGCUGAAUAAAACUGUUCCAGUUUAACAGAAAGGCCAGUACUGUGACACCCGUUAAGGACAUUCUUUCACACGUUGAAUAACAAACACCCAGUCGAUGUUGUUGUAUAAUGUUUAUUUGUUUUAUAUCCAGAUUCCUUUUCGUUGUUGUAUAUACUAUCCUGAAUUAAAGUACUUCAGUGAA
Salmo salar (Atlantic salmon) is the source of this 3147-nucleotide messenger RNA. It is a transcript of the gene l3mbtl2, whose product is annotated as L3MBTL histone methyl-lysine binding protein 2. The record is from RefSeq and is a predicted model, not a curated record. Lineage: Eukaryota; Metazoa; Chordata; Actinopteri; Salmoniformes; Salmonidae. Gene Ontology annotation, cellular component: nucleus. Gene Ontology annotation, biological process: negative regulation of DNA-templated transcription. Gene Ontology annotation, molecular function: zinc ion binding; chromatin binding.